AGCCGCUUAGAAAAGCGGGGAUUAAAGUCCAAAACCUGACUUGAAUGAGCCGAGCUAAACAUCCGCGCUUAAAUUGGUUCCAUAACAGUAAGUUGAGGAUCAUGUGAUCUUACUAAUUUGAGUCAGGUUUAAAUAGUCUAGAUAAUUGCGCGUGCACGCCAUUGUUUAAAAGUCCUGAAAAGUCGAGCAUGGGUCAAUCGAUUUACUGUGGGCUACCAUGGCAACAAAAGGAAAGGAUAGAGCAGCGAUGUUCACGGCAACGGAACAGCGUUUGCUAUUGGAAACAUAUGAAGAAUUUAAAGAUGUCAUCACCAAAAAAGGCAAUACAGCGGCAAUAAAUAAAGCAAGAGAGAAAGGUUGGCAGGAAAUUGCUGAUCGUCUCAAUGCCAGCAACUUAAGUGAAGGAAAAAGAACCUGGCAGCAGGUGAAAAUAAAAUAUAAAAAUAUAGUUCAGAAUGCGACCAAAAAGAAGACUGAGGUUGCUGGCACUGGGGGAGGGCCACCACCAGCCAGCUUCACUCCUGCAGAGGAGCUGGCUUUGGAAAUUAAUAAAGGGAGGCCCGUCCUUGAGGGAAUAGAGGGGGGGACAUCAUCUAAAAUGAUAUCACGUAGUAUAAGGAGUGAGUAUAUAAAAGAUUCUGUAUGCAUUAUGGAUCCACCAGACAUCAUGUUGCGUGAUGCUGACACUGUUCUAGAGCCCUCUCAGUCUGGGACCACAUGUGACAAAAACCCAGAAAACAUAAAAGGAGUGUAUAAACGCUACCUCCUUAAACAAAUGGAAGCGAUCGAUAUCGACAUCCAGUAUAAAAAACUGAAGAUGAGGAAGUUGGAGCUGGAAAUUCAACAGCUACAGAAAAAUGCAAGCAGAUUCACUCUGAAUAAAGACAAAUCACAUUAA
Molecule: messenger RNA, 898 nt
Organism: Xyrauchen texanus (razorback sucker)
Lineage: Eukaryota; Metazoa; Chordata; Actinopteri; Cypriniformes; Catostomidae
Exons: 7
Coding region: 218-898 (226 amino acids)
Cellular component (GO): nucleus
Source: RefSeq, a predicted model, not a curated record